AUAAUAAUUUAAGAAUUAUUUUAAACUUGCUCUAAUAAUUAAUAAUUGUAUUCGAAACAAAGUAUUCUAUGAUAAUUUUUCAAAUAUCUUCUAGAGAUUUUUAUUAAAAAUAAUCUAUCAUGAAUAAAAUAAUUAUUUUAAUUAUUCUAGCAACAAUAUCAAAUAUGUUUUCUACAUUUGAAAUUAGUACGAGUCCACUGACGCAUAAUAUUUUUGGAAGUUUAUAUGAUACACAUGAAAUAUGGUAUACAAAAUAUGGUGUCAAAUACAAAGAUUUAAUGAUUCAACACGUAGGAACAACAGAACAAAUAGCAGGUUAUGUUAGAAAUGAACAUAUUCUUCGUGUCAAUUUCUAUAGAUCUUUGCAUGAUGUACCCGCAUUGAAAAUGCACCAAGAGUUAAAUUACUUAGCCCAAAUUUUAGCGAACCAUAUUGUUCUAACUCAUUAUUUUGAACAUGGUCCAACUGUUAGGAAAUAUGGAGAAAAUAUAUGUUUAAGAAAAAAUUGGCGUGGAGCAGGUGAUAGAGCAGCUGACCGAUAUUAUGACGAAUUAUUUAAAUUAGACGAAAAUGGGAAGGUUUAUAAUUUUAACGGAACUGAAGAACAGAUGUCUGACGAAGAUCAAGUUAAUUUGCGUGGUCAUGCUAUUAACAUGAUUUGGAAAAAUGUUAAAGAGAUUGGAGUUGGUGUAGCAUAUGGAGAUUGGUUUUAUGAUGAUGACAAUGGUUUUUGGGAAAAAAGGUAUGUAGUUACUACAAUAACUAAUCCUAGACCACUUAUACUUACUAUGUACAAAGAAAACCUAUUACCCAGAAUAAAGCCAUUUGAAAGACUUGAACACAUAGCAUUACCUUCAGAAGAAGAACCUGACAACGUUUUGGAUUAAAUAAUAAAUAUUAAAAGCUUGAUAUAUGUGAUUAAAAAAAAGCAAUUUAAUAUUUAUAUACUACGUGUUACUGUUAAAUCAUCUUACAUUGUCCUUAAAUAUUAAUGAAAUUAAUAAAUUA
Messenger RNA from Daktulosphaira vitifoliae (grape phylloxera), 1008 nucleotides. RefSeq lists its product as uncharacterized. The transcript has 5 exons. Bases 120 to 887 code for a protein of 255 amino acids. Lineage: Eukaryota; Metazoa; Arthropoda; Insecta; Hemiptera; Phylloxeridae. The record is from RefSeq and is a predicted model, not a curated record.